Molecule: messenger RNA, 873 nt
Organism: Argiope bruennichi
Lineage: Eukaryota; Metazoa; Arthropoda; Arachnida; Araneae; Araneidae
Exons: 1
Coding region: 1-873 (290 amino acids)
Source: RefSeq, a predicted model, not a curated record
AUGUUGCCCGUGUGCUUUUUUAAUCUUCAGCUCCCGCGUUCUUUUCUUGAAAUUUUUGUGAUUGCUGCUGCAUGUGGAAUGUCUGAGGUAAGUGCGAGAAUGUUUGGUGAGAAUGAUGUUAUGUGGUAUGAUGAGAAUGUUAAUUUAAGAUAUUUGCAUGGAUUAGUUAAAGAUAAGGAAACGUUUGAAUUUUGUAUGAAAGCGGGUUUGAUUGCGAAUAAAUAUGAGUGUUGUAAGUGUGGUAAGGAUAUGAAAUUGGUUGAAAGGCACGAUAUAAGUGAUGGUUUUGAGUGGAGGUGUAAAUCUAAGGUGAAAGGACAAAUGCAUGACGUCAAAAGGAGUGCGAAAAAGGGUUCUUUUUAUAAAUUGAGUCGAAUGACAUUGAAGGAGAUUUUAGUUCAGGUAUAUUUGUGGGUGACUCCGAGUAAGGUUGAUUUUAAUAUGAAAGAAAGUAAAUGUUCUUCUAAGACUGUGUGUGAUUAUCGUUCCUACUGCCGUGAGGUUUGUGUGGUAGAGAUGAUUGAAAGUAGUAUGAAAGUGGGUGGAAGCGGCGUGACUGUUGAGAUAGAUGAGAGUAAAUUCGGGAAACGUAAAUUUAAUCGGGGGAAACAUGUGGAAGGUAAAUGGGUGUUUGGGGGAGUUGAGCGCGAGAAGGGCAAAUGUUUUAUGAAAGCUGUGGAUGAUAGGACGACUGAUUCUUUGUUGAGUGUGAUUAAUGAGUAUAUUCUUCUGGGUUCGAUAAUAAUUUCAGACUGCUGGAAGAUCUACGAUUGCCUUUCUAAUGAAGGCUUCGUGCAUCUGAAGGUAAAUCAUAGUGUGAAUUUGAAGGACCCGGAUACAGAUGCACACACUAAUACCAUAGAAGGAACGUAG